Moesziomyces antarcticus is the source of this 1479-nucleotide messenger RNA. RefSeq names its product Golgi apparatus membrane protein tvp38 protein. NCBI's taxonomy places the organism in Eukaryota, Fungi, Basidiomycota, Ustilaginomycetes, Ustilaginales, Ustilaginaceae. The transcript has a single exon. Gene Ontology annotation, biological process: mitotic spindle elongation; vesicle-mediated transport. The coding region runs from base 1 to 1479 and encodes 492 amino acids. Gene Ontology annotation, cellular component: Golgi membrane. The record is from RefSeq and is a predicted model, not a curated record.
AUGAAAGCGCCAAGGCCAAGCCCAGGGUCCAAGGCUCGCUCGGUGCAGCGACCCGAACGUCAACUUCAUUCAGACUCGCAAUCCUCCCACCCGCUGCUGCGCCUAUCGGAACCAAGCCGACUCUCUUCCAUCUUGCCACAUAGAGAACGACGCAUAGGCCCGCAGCUGCCCUUCGCCACCUCGUGCCGAUCGUCGAAGGAAUCACCUUUCAUCUCUGCUUCGUCACGGCGUCGGAUCACCGCUGUCACUCCUCCAUUCACACGUCAAGUGGCGUCAAAGUCCAAAUCCCUCCCGAAGACCCGUAGAUCAGCACAGACCGGGUGCACCACCCUCGCAGAUAUGCCUGGAUCCGUACCGCAUCGAUCAAGGUACGCACCGUUGCGGCGGGACACUGCCUCGAGCUCCACGCCAUCCCGCCUCCGGUCUGCGUACCUCGAUGCGCGCUCUUACCUCGACCGCACAUGGCAGGCAUUCCUCGCGCUGCCUCCAGGCCAGCGCUACAUCAUCUACCUCGCCGUCGGCAUCAAGGCGCUUAUCUUUGCCGUCGUCGUCUACAUUGGACCCGAGGCCAUGUUCGACGCUACCGCCAAGCUCGCCAUCUGGUUUGGCGCACAGCCGCUCGGCGCGGCGCUGCUCAUCGCCCUCGUGGUGGCCGUCAGCUUCCCGCCGCUCGUCGGCUACGGCACCUGCAUCACCCUCUUUGGUCUCGGCUGGGGCGUCCAAGCUGAUGCCACUGCGGAACAUCCAAAGCUCAACGGCAAUCUGUGGCAUGCAUGGCUGCUAGCCUCGACUGCGUGUCUUCUUGGCGCCACCGUCUCGUUCGGCGUGCUGCGCUUUCUGAUCGUGCACCACAGCAAGCGCGUGGCGUGGAUCAGCUCGGCGCUCAACGAUCCAAAAUUCGUGGCGCUAUCGACGGCGGUGCGACGCCGUGGACUGUCGAUGGCCAUCCUCAUCCGCUUCUGCCCGUUCCCCUUUGCAUACUCGAACCUCUUUUUCGCCAGCCUCGUCGAUGCCGUAUCGCUCGGCCAUUUUCUCACGGCUACGGCGCUCAUCACGCCCAAGUUGCUGCUGCACGUGUGUAUCGGAACGAGGAUGUUCGUGCUCAUGGACAGGGAGCAGCGUGCGCAUCUCGACGGAUGGGCAAAGGCGCUCAAUGUGCUGUACAUCAUCAUCGGGUCUGCAGUGGGUGCGGCAACAGGAUGGAUUGUCUGGUCAGAGACCAAAAAGGUGCUGCGUGCAAUCGAGCAGGAAGCACAGACGCAGGAGGGACAAGUGCAACCUUCCCGCCGUUCGCGCAAUUCUCGGCAGACCCAGUACCGCGACACGUCGCCAGAUCCAAGCGCGGGCGAGGCUGGCACGCCUUUCGUGCUCGAUGUGGAAGGCAGUGCAGGGUCGGAUUCAGACGCUGAUGAGGUCGGUCGCGGCUUGCCUGCGCGCGACCGUGCGAGCAAGGACAAGCAGAGCCUCCUCCCGCGCUAA